GUGGGAAGAAGAGGAGAGAGACGGCGUGUGUCGGAUCUGCAAUACUGUAGAGGGAGGUGGUGGGGCCGCUACUGCGACUGCUGUACUGGUGCCUGUGCUGCUGUCCCUCACCCUGUAGCUGGAAGUUAGCCGGCGGAUAAGAUCGAAUAGCGGGGAACGCGCAUGCAGCAUGCCGCUCUCUCCUGCGCCGGCCUAACAGCCGUGCGUCGUGCUCCAAAGCUGGCUGAGCCUUCUUUGAUUGCCCUCUUGCGUGCUACUCCGCGCUCUGACGCUGCACAGCACCGCACCGCACCCAUCAAAAAAGUACGUCCGGUCCGUACGUGCAAGGUCAUCGUGGGCAUGACACAGUCGCAUAGUCUGUACUGUGACUGUGGUCAAAGAAAGACCCACAAGCUUUCAUUGCAGCGAAGCGUCGGAUGAUCCGUCUGUGCUGCUCUUCCCGCGAAGAUCUCCGGCGACCGUGUGAAGGGAGCAGCGGGGCUAUCUCUGCGACUCGCGUCCACUCACGACUUGACCUGCGAUACGACC
Molecule: messenger RNA, 528 nt
Organism: Ceraceosorus guamensis
Lineage: Eukaryota; Fungi; Basidiomycota; Exobasidiomycetes; Ceraceosorales; Ceraceosoraceae
Exons: 1
Coding region: 163-420 (85 amino acids)
Source: RefSeq, a predicted model, not a curated record